Molecule: messenger RNA, 309 nt
Organism: Parnassius apollo (apollo)
Lineage: Eukaryota; Metazoa; Arthropoda; Insecta; Lepidoptera; Papilionidae
Source: the annotation of a GenBank genome assembly
AUGGUAGAACGAUUUAAUCACACAUUGGAGAGGUACCUAGCGAAAGUUGUAGACAAUUGGCAACGAGAUUGGGGCAAGCACAAACAACCGUUUUUGUUGUCAUAUCGAAGCGCUGUUCACGAAAGUACAACAGUGACACCAGCUUUCGCAAACUUUGGAAGAGAAUUACGGCUGCCUGCAGACCUGAUCACCGGGAUACCACCUGAUGCCCCACGCAGUAUAACCGAUUAUGCAAAUGACUUGCGCAACAAAAUUAAUGACAUUUAUGAGCACGUCAGACAAUCGGGCCAGCAAUGUCUGAAAAGAUGA